Hansenula anomala is the source of this 1218-nucleotide messenger RNA. RefSeq lists its product as uncharacterized. The transcript has a single exon. Bases 1 to 1218 code for a protein of 405 amino acids. Gene Ontology annotation, cellular component: nucleus. NCBI's taxonomy places the organism in Eukaryota, Fungi, Ascomycota, Saccharomycetes, Phaffomycetales, Wickerhamomycetaceae. The record is from RefSeq and is a predicted model, not a curated record. Gene Ontology annotation, biological process: regulation of DNA-templated transcription.
AUGAUGAACCAUACUAUACCGAUUGUUAAAUCGCAAUCUUACAAGACCCAUUUAACUCCAAUAGCUCCAGCUCCAUUAAAUUUAGCUCCAAAACCAACCCCUGUUCAUGUUUUACCCAAACCUGCUAGUAUUAAUGAAUCUCAAACCUCUUGUGAUCAACUUGAAACUCAAAGUUUACCUUGUGUUAUAACUUCAAAACAAUGGGUAUUACCUCCAAGACCAAAAGCUGGUAGGAAACCACAAGAAAAGAAAAAACCCUCAAAUGUUUCAAAACUUAGCUCAAAUUUAACAAAUUUAAAUAUUCACAAGACUCAAUCUGAAAAUAAUUUAAAUCUUAAUGAUCAUGAUUUGAAAAAUCAAUUAGAUUCUGCCACUGAGGAAAAUCAAAAAUUGAAAAACAUUAUAUCGAGAUUGAAAUUAGAAAUUGAAUCAUUACAAGCUACAAAACAACAUCAUUUUGUUCAACAACCUCCAAUCUCACCUCAAAGAGAAGUUGUCUCCACUCCAAUCAAUAACUCAAUCACUUCAAGAGACGUUUCUCCAACUAUUGAUCCUAAAAACAUUCAACAACAAGAACAUUCAGUUAAAAGAACCAAGCGUCAAUAUAGAAAGAAGAAGAAGGCACCACCAAUACCUAAUGUUGAUUUACCAACACCUAAUCAAACACCAAUUUUGAAAACUGAAGAUAAUACACCAUCUCCCAUAUCACUUGUUGUUGAGAAUCAAAUUUCAUCAAACCUACCAAAUUUAGAAUCAAUCAUAAAGAAAGAUCAAGUGUUUGAAGAAGAAGAUGAAGAUCCUCAUUGUUUUAAAAAAUCCAAAACUAUUAAAUUGGAAAGAUCAAUGUCAUUACAACCUGUUGAACCACUCCCUUCUCAACAUUUCAAAAGUAUUGGAUUGGAUCGUACAAUGAGCAUACCUAUGGAAUAUUUAGAAACUAAUUUAUUGUCAAGAAGUACAACAAACACCAGUUCAUUUGAUGAUUGUAAAAAAUGUGGACAGGAUAGUUGUUUAUGUUUGGAGAGUGGACAUAUUGAUGAUGUUGGGAAAUUGAAUGAUGAGUUUAGAAAUGAUUAUGAUUUUAUUAAUGAAAAGAAUGAUAGAAUGAAUAAUAACAAGAAUAAUAAUAAUAAUAAUAAUGCUAAUGAAGAAAAUGAAUUUGAUGUUAAUUUUUAUAUAAAGAGUGAAUUUGAUGAUGACCAAUUUUUAAUGAUAUAG